CACUGCGAGCCCAUAACACGUCGACCUGGAAGCGGUCUGGAUCUCCGCUUAUUGCAUGCACACUGUUACUUAUGACGGCAUAUUUACCCACAGAUUGGGCGCACUAAUGGACUAAUUGAGCAGCGGAUGAGUACGGAUCCCCUGCCGAAACGAGCCGCCACGCGAUGACGAUCGUCAUCCACCCUGCGGCAAUUUCGAUAAACAUCUUUCGACAAGCACACUUCUCAUAUGAAUUGUAUUGAUACCGCCUGCGUAAACCCUCCUGGUCAUCUUUUGUGUCGCACAGACUCCAAAUCCCCGUCUUGAGUCCAACGACACCCAAUCAUUAUCUCCACGCUUAGCUGCAGGUGUCUCCACUAUGGCGGAGCGAGAAACCAAGAAAGGCGGCCUGCGUGCCAUGUUUGGCAUGCGAUCAGGGAAACAACCAAAAGAGCCGGGUACGCGGAAGAAGGUUUCCAAGAAAGGAUCACGAAGCGAUAUACUCGGAAAGCUUGACUCAACCCCGAACGUUGCGAACACCAACCGCCAGGAUUCUGGCAGCUUCACGAAUGAAAGAAGCGAUUUAUCAGAGAACGCUUUUGGCUUACCGACCUACGAAGAUGUCACUGGUCUUGCGCCACAUGCGUUGCGUGAUCACCCAUAUGCUGCCGUUAACGCUCUUACGGACACAAAUAACGCAUACUUACAGCCUGGGCAACAAGCGGCCGAUUACCGUCGCAACUCAGAAGGACAACCACAGUAUGCUGCACCUUUAUAUCAACCACAUAGCUCGAGAUCUGCAUCAAUACCGCAACUGGAACACGAAAAAACUCUACCUUACGCGCCAUCAAAACCCCAGCCUUCAAGGUUAAGCAAGGCCCAUCGAGCGCCUUCGAAGUCCACAAGAGCCGAUGAUAUUCUAGAUAAGGAUACCGGAGAAAGGAAGGAUCUGACAGAUAUGAUGCAUGCUUUCACAUACAUUGAUGGAGUGGAUACUAUUGAAGAAGAAAGGGAUGAUCAAUCGCUACUAUAUGACCCUACAAAGCCUGAUGGAAUGGCAGUAAUUGGCAGUGCAUCGCCUGAAGUAUGGCUCCGUGUUGCAGAUUUUCUGUCACCACUCGAUGUUGCCAACCUAUCGUCUACAUGCCGGACCAUGUAUGCUCGACUAGGUAGACACCCGUACAAACUACUCAUAGACCCGCUCCACCGGCCGCAUCGGCUCGAGUUUCUACUUGCAAUGGACCAAAAGAUGCCACGCCAUCUCUUUUGUUUUCCCUGCGCGCAGUGGCAUUUACGAAUCCAGCCUGGCCUAGAGACACUGAAACCUCAGAAUGUCCUCAACCCACUCUUUGAAUGUCCUAAUCGAACCAACAUCCACAUCCCUCCACCGCGAAUUCGUCUAAGCGAUGGCCGCACGCUUCCAUUCGCCUUCAUUCAAUUAGCUCGCCGCCAUUGGGCUUACGGUCCAGAAUACGGCAUUCCUCACCAGUCGCUGGGCCGCCGUUGGAAAGAUGGGUACUCAGACUGGAGCCAUGACUCUACAUAUCACAUCACUGACAAGGGUCACGUGUUGAUGCGCAUUCGAUCACAACAUUAUGUUGAAGGCGGUAUGACAGAUGCAGCAAAGCGCAUGCUUUUGUUUAGCCGUGGAGACUAUACGCCCUACUUCAGCGUAUGCGCGCAUUGGAAACAUGGACUACUAACUUCGAUCCCCAAGUGUGCACUGAAGCAUAUUCCUCACGUCCACGACUCCGAAACAACGGCUCUCGACAAGUUCCGCGAACGCAACUUAGGAAGAAGAGCCGUCGGCAUGGUUCAUCUCUGCUCCAUAUGCCGACCGAUGCGUCGCUGCCCAAAAUGUCCCACGGAAUACUUAUUUGAACUCAAACUUGUCGAAGAUAAGAGUGUGCGCGGCAACGGCCCUGAACGCUUCAAACAGGCUCUCAUCGUUACGCGCUGGAGCGAUUUAGGGCCUGCACGCAGCCCCACGGAUCCUGAAUGGAGCGCUAUCACAGGUGAAAAUGACACAUACGACAGUUUCGUAGAGAUCGGGCGAAGAGCUGUUAGUGGUGUGUUUGAGAGUGCGUUCACGGAUACGAUACCUGGGCAGCGGAUCAUGAGCAUGAACCCGAUGGACGUGAAGGCAAACGAGGAGAGCGGGGACUGGUACUAACUGAGUCCAAUAUAUCAAUCGAGUGUCUUGCAGAAAAUGGGAUACGUCUGGACGAACCCACAUAGCAUCUAAGCAAACCCAUGAAUAUACGGUUAUCGCCGUUGAAGUUUCACGCAGUCAAUGUCUCUUGCCAAGGAAUGGCGCUGGAUCCCGUAGAUAUUCUACAUACUGUACACCCAAGUCCCCACGUACACAUCCUUGACCCCGUUCCAUGCAUCACUUCAACGUCACCGCAUAUGGAUGAUAACAUCACCCUAUUGCAUGCUCCCAACUGCUGAGCUUGAGCAGAACCAGUCACGCUCUUAUGGUGCCCGUACUACCUUCCUACCAGUAACCUCGUAACGUUGCAAUUCCUGCAAAAUCUUUGG
Alternaria alternata is the source of this 2520-nucleotide messenger RNA. RefSeq lists its product as hypothetical. The transcript has a single exon. Bases 359 to 2152 code for a protein of 597 amino acids. Lineage: Eukaryota; Fungi; Ascomycota; Dothideomycetes; Pleosporales; Pleosporaceae. The record is from RefSeq and is a predicted model, not a curated record.